CCUUCCUUCCUUCCCUCCCUCCCCGCCAUGCCGGACCAGAUCUCCGUGUCGGAAUUCGUGUCCGAGACCAAUGAGGAUUACAAGUCGCCCACCGCCUCCAACUUCACCACCCGGAUGGUACAGUGUCGGAACACCGUGGCGGCCAUCGAGGAGGCCCUGGAUGUUGACCGAACUGUCCUUUAUAAGAUGAAGAAAUCUGUGAAAGCCAUAAAUGUUUCUGGUUUGGCUCAUGUGGAAAAUGAAGAGCAGUAUACUCAAGCUUUGGAGAAAUUUGGAGGCAACUGCGUCUGUAGGGAUGAUCCAGAUUUAGGAACAGCAUUUUUAAAAUUUGCUGUAUUUACAAAGGAAUUGACGGCGCUCUUCAAAAACUUGAUCCAGAACAUGAACAAUAUAAUUACGUUUCCACUGGACAGUUUGCUAAAGGGUGAUCUAAAAGGAGUAAAAGGGGAUUUGAAGAAGCCUUUUGAUAAAGCAUGGAAAGACUAUGAAACCAAAGUGACAAAAAUAGAAAAAGAGAAAAAAGAACACGCUAAAUUACAUGGAAUGAUUCGCACAGAAAUUAGUGGCGCUGAAAUAGCAGAAGAGAUGGAAAAAGAGCGAAGAUUCUUCCAGUUGCAGAUGUGCGAGUACCUGCUGAAAGUCAAUGAAAUCAAGAUUAAGAAAGGAGUUGACCUGCUUCAAAACCUGAUCAAGUAUUUCCACGCACAGUGCAACUUCUUUCAGGAUGGUCUGAAAGCAGUUGAAAGCCUCAAACCCUCAAUAGAAAAGCUUUCCACAGAUCUUCACACUAUAAAGCAAGUGCAGGAUGAAGAAAGAAAGCAAUUAAUUCAACUUAGGGAUAUUUUAAAAUCUGCACUCCAGGUUGAUCAGAAGGAGGAUUCUCAACUCCGUCAGAGUACAACUUACAGUUUACACCAACCUCAAGGAAAUAAGGAGCAUGGCACUGAAAGAGAUGGCAGCCUCUAUAAGAAAAGUGAUGGAAUCAGGAAAGUGUGGCAGAAGAGAAAGUGUACUGUUAAAAAUGGCUUCCUAACCAUUUCCCAUGGUACAGCAAACCGACCUCCUGCAAAGCUCAAUCUGUUAACUUGCCAAGUGAAAACAAAUCCAGAAGAGAAAAAAUGUUUUGACCUCAUAUCACAUGACAGAACAUAUCAUUUCCAAGCAGAGGAUGAACAGGACUGUCAAAUCUGGAUAUCUGUACUGCAGAAUAGUAAAGAAGAAGCUUUAAAUAAUGCCUUCAAAGGGGAUGAUACCACAGGGGAAAACAACAUUGUCCAAGAACUGACAAAAGAAAUAAUAUCUGAUGUGCAGAGAAUGCCUGGAAAUGACAUGUGUUGUGACUGUGGAGCACAAGAUCCAACCUGGCUCUCAACGAAUCUGGGCAUUCUGACUUGCAUUGAAUGUUCAGGAAUACACCGAGAACUUGGUGUCCACUAUUCCAGAAUGCAGUCGCUUACAUUGGAUGUGCUGGGUACAUCUGAAUUGCUGCUUGCCAAGAAUAUCGGGAAUGCAGGAUUUAAUGAGAUUAUGGAAUUUUGCCUGCCAGGAGAUGAACUAGUCAAACCCAAUCCAAGUAGUGAUAUGAACGCUAGAAAAGAUUAUAUUAAUGCCAAAUAUAUUGAAAGAAAAUAUGCAAGGAAAAAAUACGCUGACAAUGUGACUAAACUACAAAACCUUUGUGAAGCAGUCAGAGCAAGAGACGUUUUUGGACUAGUUCAAGUAUAUGCUGACGGUGUGGAUCUAACUGAGAAAAUUCCAUUAGCAAAUGGUCAUGAACAAGAUGAAACUGCCCUUCAUCUUGCGGUGAGAUCGGUGGAUCGGACUUCACUUCACAUAGUUGACUUCUUGGUACAGAACAGCGGCAACCUUGACAAGCAGACGUGUAAAGGCAGCACUGCUCUGCAUUACUGCUGUUUAACAGAUAACGUCGAGUGCCUCAAACUGCUCCUGAGAGGGAAGGCUUCAAUUGAAAUAGCAAAUGAAGUUGGAGAGACCCCACUUGAUAUAGCUAAACGUUUAAAGCAUACACGCUGUGAAGAGCUGCUUAUCCAGGCUCUGGCUGGAAGGCUUAAUUCUCAUGUUCAUGUAGAAUAUGAAUGGCGAUUACUUCAUGAAGACUUGGAUGAAAGUGAUGAUGAUGUGGAUGAAAAACUGCAGCAAGCCAGCCCCAGUCGAAGAGAGGACAGACCUGUAAGUUUCUAUCAGCUAGGAUCAAACCAACUUCAGCCUAAUGUCGCCUCUCUGGCAAGAGAUGCUGCCAAUGUAGCCAAGGACAAACAGAGAAGCUUUAUGCCAAGCCUAUUACAAAAUGAGACCUAUGGAGCUGUCCUCAGUAGCAGCCCACCUCCAGUCCAGCCUGCAGCACCUGUUACCAAUGCACCUCCCUUGCCUCCCAGAAAUAUUGGAAAAGUUCAGUCUUCAUUUCUUGGCAGUGCUGUUCAGACAACUUCUUCAUCGAACACACUGUGGAAGACAAAUUCUUUAGGAAUGGAAAGCAUAAGCAGGCAAAGGUCUUCAUCAGAUCCACCAACUGUCCAUCCCCCUGUUCCACCAUUGCGUGUAACAUCUACAAACAUCCUCUCUCCAGCACCUCUGGCUGCAAAGACAGCCUGUGUUCUUGAAGCUUUGAACCAGCAGUCAAAACAACCGACUGUACCACCGGCCAAACCUACGCCGCCGCCACUUCCUCCACAGCCUCCAAGUCGAAUAUCUCAGAAAAAGCCUCUUUCUGGGACCGACAAGGCAUCCAACUUUACUAACAAGAGUAAGGGGCCUGGAUCUCUGCAGCAGUCUUGUGCAGUUGAGUCUUCCUCUGCAUCUGAGACCGCUGGAUCUCAAACUGCCCCUUCUACCAACCUAUCAGUGCCAAUCCAACCUCCAGCACCAAUGCCAAGAAAGUCCCAAAUAUCAAAAACAAAGCCCAAGAGAGUAAAAGCAAUUUAUAACUGUGUAGCAGAUAAUCCAGAUGAGUUAACAUUUUCGGAAGGUGAUAUCAUCAUAGUUGACGGGGAAGAAGAUCAAGAGUGGUGGAUAGGGCAUAUUGAUGGAGAUCCUAACCGGAAAGGUGCUUUUCCUGUAUCAUUUGUGCACUUUAUUGUUGAUUAAACAGCUCCCUGCAAGUGGAGAGAGAUUCCCUUUCUAGAUUUCAUUGGGACUUCUUGUUCAUCAUCAGAUGCCUCACUGGGAUACUUCAUGAUAAUAUUGUUGACUCUUCAUUACUGCAGUUCUUAAAAUUAUUUUCCAUAGGACUUUUAUAACAACAGAGCCACUCAAAAAUUUUCAUGAUUGGUGAAAGCUGCAAAAACACAAGAUCCAAAAUCCGUGAAAAUGUGAAAGUCAUAUUAACAGAGCUACAAGAUUAAUGCCUUGACUGCACUAAUAUGUUGCAUUUUAGUGCUAAUGUUAGGCCAAUAAUGAGUAUUUAACUUUUGUGGCAAGUGUGGCUUUUGAGAUCAGUCUCAGGACAGUGUAAGUGAAUUGAAAAUUCAAACUUCAUUUUAAAGAAUGACAGUUUCUCUUGGUUCUACUUAGUACAUUAAAACAAUCUGAGAAAAGUAAGAACUUCCCAUCACUUACGGCGUGGUGGAGUUUCUUCUUAUCCUUGUCCACAGCCAUCUGCAAGGUUUAUUGACCAGGGAAGAGGGGGAGAAGUCUUUUGCAAAAGAUUUCUAAAUAGCAAUCUCAAUCAUAUUUGUUUUUUAAAUACAUGGAUGGAAAGGACUGAAAGUGAUAGAAAUCCAGCCUUAUUUAAUGUCCUAAUAAUAAUCAAAGCACAUUUGAGGAAAUCGUAAAAGUACAUUCACAUAGCAUACAUUUCUGUUAAAAAAAAAAAAAAAAGCAAAUCCAGAAACCUCAAAUAAGAUGGAUAAGAAUUAGGUGUUGCAAGAAAAUCCAUCUUCUACUGACGUCUGUUGAAAAAGGGUUAUUGAUGUACAGGGACAGAAUAUCAGUACACCGAAUUGGUGAUGAAUCUGUACUUGAAAAUGACUCUGUGUUAGGCAGCAGCAUUGGCAGGCUUGAAAAUUUGAGUCUAAUGAAAGGUCAAAAGUUGGGGAUCUAAUAACUUAGUCCAAUUUGCCCAUUGGUUCAAUAGCCUAUGUUUUCUUAUGAUUGUUUGUACUGGCACAAAUGGAGGUCUGAGUACCUUUACCUUGUUAAUAGGGUUUAAUAUUUUAUACCUUUGUAAUACAAAGGAAGAAAUUAGGAAUAUUUAUCACUUUAUGGGGAAAAGAAGGCCAACCUGCCAACCUCCCCUUGAAGUCAGAGGAAAAGCUUUAAGAUAAAGCAGUCUGAGGAAAAAAAUGCACAUGGCCAUUGUAUGUAUCUCAGUGGAAGGUUGUCUCCAAAAGCUCUUCCCCAGACUCUGGUAGAGUAGAUUAAACAGAAGUUGAAUCUCCUGGGAAUGGACCAGGAUACUUUUCUCUUUCCCCCAAAGAAAUGUAGUUAAGGACAAAAGCAAAGCUUUUGGUUUUCUAACCUCAACCUCCCUACUGUAGAGAAAUGGACCUUGCGGUAUAUAUUCAGAGAAAGCAUUUUUCUUUUUCUAACUGGCUUUUUUUCUUUAGGAAAAGGAAAAUUAUGCUAUACUUUCUGUGAUUUGUGUGCAUAAAGCUACCCAGAGAAUGUAAUUUUUCAUAAUGUUGGAAUGCUGGGAAAUUACAGCUUCCUCGGAGCAGCAUACACAAGUAAUAUGCAUAAAUAUUCAUGAAGUUAGAAAGGUCCUCAGUUGCAUUGAAGAAAUAUUUUAGUAAUUCGACGUGUAGAUAUUUUAAAACUUGAAAUCUGAUUACCUCAUUUUAUAAAUAUGAGGUCAUAGUUUUCUAUACUAAAUAUGCAGUUAAUAAAUAUUUUAUGCCAUACACUAAUUACCCUUGAGGUAAGGGGGAAAGAAACUCAUGACAAUACUGCUGAUAAAUUUAAAUGGGAAAUAGUUUAUGAAAUAUUACUUGCAGUCCUUUUCUUUGAAAACAAGUGGUAAAGCACGUAGUGGUAUGUUCAUACAGAGAUUGCUACAGUCAACAGUGGAGUAGUCACUGAUCCAAACGGUCCUGUGUUAAGGUAUACACUGCUGUCCCGCAAGCAUUUCAGUCUGUUUGUGGACUCGCAUUGUGUACUGAAAUAUAUUCUAGAACAUGGUAGUUAACACUGUUAAUAAUUGUGAAUAGAUUUCAUAAUUCAAAAUUAAUAGACUCUUACAGAACAUAGCUAUGUCCUUUUAAUGUUUGUAUAUUGUGAUAUUGUAACAGUUUUUAUUUUGCAUAUGCUACCAAAAAUGUGCACCGGUAGCAUAGAAUUAGAAUAUCAAUGUCCAGGUCACAUUGGCUUUGAUCACAAGUUUUGUGACUAUUGUAUCUCUAGAUUUAUCAAGAGAACUUUGAAUUUCUGACACAGAAAUUUUGUAUAUAUUGGCUAGCAUAAGUGGAAACAGAUGGGGGAAGGACCCUUUGGUAUAUUUAUAUUGGGGGGAAAUGCUGGAUCUCAAUAUUUCUGUUGCCUUGCUGAAGUGGUACAUUUGAGGCAAUUUGCCAGAUGUAUCGAUGCAAAUCAGUUGGCUGAUAUUAAGAACAAUAUGAGUGGUUGCAGUGUGAUGGAGGGGCAAACUGGAAUAUUUUCAAGCUAGUUUUGUUGUAUGUUUUAAAGCUAAGUCUGCAUAUUCAAAGUUCCCAUUGAAUAUAUAUGUAUAUUAGAAGAAUAGUUUGCCACUACACAUUUAUUCAGAUGCUGAUUAAUCCAGUUGGGUUUUGACUCUUUAUGUUUAUAUGCCUGGCAAACUAUAGGAAAUAACUUCACACAUUAUUUUGCACAUUACAUACAGUGUUUUAACACAGAAUCUUUCAACAGCUAUGUGCAAAGUAGCCUUUUGAAGCUUCUUUAGCCUCAGAUUUCACAUUGGGUAGGAUCCAAUGAACUAUACUACAUAUGUUCACUAGAAGAUGCUUGGACUAAAAUGGUUUUCCAAUGCCAAAACGUCUUCUGAAACCAAGGAGACCAUCAAAUAUAGAAUGUAUAAUAUAUGUAGCUCUUUCACUAAUUUCAAAUUAAUGAAAAAAAUAAAUUUCAUUAAUUUGCCUAAAGAUGUGAUUUACCUGAAGAAUGUGGUUGGAGCUCAAUUUGGAAGCUUGCAAAGCACUUGAUUACAGGUAGUCCUUGACUUACGACCGUUGGUUCAGCAACCAUUCAAAGUUACGACGGUGCUGAACGAAGGGACUUACAACCAGUCCCUAAAGUUACGGCCAUUGCAGCACCCCUAAAGUCACAUGAUUAAAAUUAUGACAGCAGGGAUGCUUCAACUUCCCCCACCCACUUAUCUCCCACCCAUCUCUGCCCUUUUGGCCCCCUGCACUCCACAGCCCCUCCCGCCCUAGCUGACCUUCACCGUCCUGCUUCUGCUGCUGGCCAAGCAUGCCUGGCCUGGCCCUUUGAGAGGCAGCUGCUGGCCACACAAGGCUUUCUUCCCAAGAUUGCACACAGCAGUUUCCUCAUGUGACCUGGGGAAGAUGGCCUCAGAUGGCCAGCAGCUGCCUCACGAAGGGUCAGGCCAGGCACAUCUCAUCAGCAGGAGCAAGAAGAUGGUGAAGGUCAGGUGGGGCAUCAGAGCGCAGGGUGGCAAGGUCCUUGGAGUGCAGGGUGGCAAGGACCACUGCAGCUGGAACUGGGCUGGGGCUUCCUGGGGCGCAGCAGCUUUGCACCAUCCUGCUGGGCUGUGGUGGGGCUGGGCUUUGUGCAGCACAAAAGGACUUCCUGGCACACCACAGCUCUGGGGCUUUUUGCGGCACACCAGGAAGGCCCUUUGCGCCAUGCAAAGCCCAGCCCCAGCCUAGCCCAGAAGUGCAGUGCAAAGAGGCUUCCUGGCACACCGCAGCUCUGGAGCUGCAAAUACCUUGCAGCCCCAGGGCCAUGGCACACCAAGAAGCCCCUGAGUCACAGCAUAUUGUUUCCCCAGCCUUCCUCAGCUUGCAUGGCACUGCAACACCCCCUCCCCCAACUCAUGCAGGGCCCACACCAGCCCUCCCAGGCCUCCCUCACCCCCCUGCGGCAUCCCCAUGCUCCUUACCUAGGAUUCCUGCCUCUUCCAACUUAAUGACCCAUGCACCUUGGGGUUACAGCAGCAACAGGAACUGCAGGGAUUGCCAUUGCUAAGUGAUGCGGUCACGUGACGUGCUUUAUGACCACAUCAUUUAGCGAUGGAAAUUCCGGUCCCAAUUGUGGUUGUAAGUCAAGGACCACCUGUAUGGCUACUAGACAAUCUUAAAUAAGAGCAUUCUCUCACACUACAUUAGUAUGAUGGCAAUAGGCUUGUAAGAAACAUUCCUGUUUUAAAAUACUGUUUCUGUGACAUAUGACAUUAACUCAUAACUGAUCAGAUAAUCUGGAUUUUAAAAAAAAUAUGCUGAACUCUGUAAGGUCAUUCAGACUUCAUGACUGACAACAGAGGUGGCAAUAUUCAACAAACUUAUGUACCAAGCACAUAAGAUUACUGUGUUAACCAUUUUUUUAAAGGAGCAUAAGACACUUAAAAUGCAGUUCAGAAUGCUACUUGAGAUGUAUAAUUUUUAAUGUGAUGGUUUUGACUGUUUAGUUGCAGAGCAACUGUAUACAUUGUAUAACCUAAAACCAUUUCUUAUUUUUAGUGUCUGGAGGCAGUGAUUUAUAAUUGGAGCAUGAUUAAUUUUACUUCUGUUAAAUCAGUCAUUAGACUGAAAAAAAUAAACUACUUUAAGCCUCA
Candoia aspera is the source of this 7726-nucleotide messenger RNA. RefSeq names its product ArfGAP with SH3 domain, ankyrin repeat and PH domain 2 (gene ASAP2). The coding region runs from base 28 to 3105 and encodes 1025 amino acids. Gene Ontology annotation, biological process: positive regulation of GTPase activity. Gene Ontology annotation, molecular function: protein binding; GTPase activator activity. Gene Ontology annotation, cellular component: cytoplasm. The transcript has 28 exons. NCBI's taxonomy places the organism in Eukaryota, Metazoa, Chordata, Lepidosauria, Squamata, Candoiidae. The record is from RefSeq and is a predicted model, not a curated record.